Molecule: messenger RNA, 9457 nt
Organism: Nerophis ophidion (straightnose pipefish)
Lineage: Eukaryota; Metazoa; Chordata; Actinopteri; Syngnathiformes; Syngnathidae
Product: HEAT repeat-containing protein 5B-like
Exons: 36
Coding region: 444-6275 (1943 amino acids)
Biological process (GO): endocytosis; retrograde transport, endosome to Golgi; intracellular protein localization
Cellular component (GO): membrane; Golgi apparatus; endocytic vesicle
Source: RefSeq, a predicted model, not a curated record
CUUCCUAUUCGUCUUGUUGCAGUUGUUAAAAAAAACACGUACGGCAGUGAUUCAUAAUAUAUUAAAAACAACCUUAUAGCUCUAUUUUUUUUAAUUUGUUUUGAGAAUUAUUGGAAUUCAGAUUAUUCAAUACCGGACACGUGUUAAUGCGACACCAUGUACUCUCGUCUAAACAGGUUAUCUGGACACAAGAUGAAUAACUUGGUUAGCUCAUGUUUGUGAAGCUGUUGACUGAAACAAAUGAGUGUCUACUCUUGCAACAAAGUGUAUAAUAUUAGGUGGUAUCAUUUAACCUGUGUCUGGAUUUGGCGAAGCGGAGUUUUUCCUCGCAAGGACUCGCUAGCUUAAGGCUGCUAAGAAGCUAGCUGUUCAAACAGCUGGGAUAAGCUGUCAACGCACAACAGGAGCGUCUGGCGGGUUAAAUACACACGAGCAUCCUAGCAAUGGAGUUGGCUCACAGUCUCCUGCUGAAUGAAGAAGCUUUGGCCCAGAUAACCGAAGCAAAAAGGCCUGUUUUCAUUUUCGAAUGGCUUCGGUUUUUGGAUAAAGUCCUCGUGGCGGCAAAUAAGGUGGAUGUGAAGGAAAAGCAGAAGAAGCUUGUGGAUCAAUUGACCGGACUGAUCAGCAGUGCUCCAGGUCCACCUACGAGAAAACUGCUUGCCAAAAACCUUGCCACCCUCUACAGCAUUGGCGACACUUUCACUGUUUUCCAGACGCUGGAUAAAUGCAAUGAUAUCAUCAAAAGCAAGGAUGACACACCUGCCUACUUGCCCACAAAACUAGCCGCAGUGGCAUGUGUUGGUGCUUUUUAUGAGAAGAUGGGGAGGAUGCUUGGAAGCUCCUUUCCAGACACUAUUAAUAAUCUUUUGAAGGCAUUAAAGAGUGCAGAGUCCCAAGGCAGAGGAGAGAUACUCCUCAGUCUGCAGAAGGUGCUAAAUGGACUAGGUGGAGCUGCAGCUUCAUGUCACAGGGACAUCUACAAGAAUGCCCGCUCUUUACUCACAGACAGGUCCAUGGCUGUGCGUUGUGCAGUGGCAAAGUGUCUGUCCGAACUGCAGAACGAGGCAGUAUUCAUGUGGACCACAGAACUGGAGAACAUGGCCACACUGUGUUUUAAGGCCCUGGAAGGCUCCAACUAUGGUGUUCGGGUUGCUGUGGCCAAACUGCUUGGGACUGUCAUGGCCACAGCUCUGAUGCCCAAACAAGCUGCUGUUAUGCGUCAGAAUGUAAAACGGGCCACCCUUGAAGAAGUGCUGGAGUUAAUGGCCACAGGCUUUCUGCGUGGUGGAUCUGGUUUCUUGAAAAGCGGAGGGGAGAUGUUGAAAGGCGGGGCUUCUGUCAGCAGAGAAGUCCGGGUGGGCGUCACACAGGCUUAUGUUGUAUUUGUGACGACACUCGGUGGUCAGUGGUUGGAGCGCAACUUUGCCACCUUCCUCUCCCAUGUUUUGGACCUUGUGUCUCAUCCAAGGGCCACCCAGACGCAUGUCGAAGCGGUGUACUCGAGGCGUUGUGUCUCUUUCAUGCUGCGUGCCACCCUGGGCAGCUUACUCGGUGAGAAGGCGCAGAUUGCAGCCGGCAAAGAAAUUUGCCAAGCCAUCAGCAAGCAAAUGAGGGCUGUAGAAGCAGUUGUAAAUGACCUCAAUGGGGAGAACAAGACCGGGGCAGCUGAUGUCUCGGCCAGCCAGCAUGUUAUGGUGUGUGCCUUAAAAGAGUUAGGUAGCAUUGUUCAGAGUCUGAGUGCCACAUCUUCACCUCUCAUCCAGGAACCUUCUAUAGGACUUCUUGAAACCGUGACCUCGGUGCUGCUACACCCCAGCAUGGCGGCUCGUUUGGCUGCAGCAUGGUGCCUGCGCUGCAUUGCCAUGGCACUGCCCUAUCAGUUAACCCCGCUCUUGGACCGCUGCGCUGAGAGAAUUAACAAUCUGAAGAGUUCACCUGAGGCUGUGAGUGGGUACAGCUUUGCAAUGGCAGCUCUUCUUGGAGGCGUACACCAGUGCCCUCUGGGAAUACCGCACUCUAAGGGCAAGUUGGUGGUGAGUAUAGCUGAAGACCUCCUGAGGACAGCGGCUCAGAACAGCCGACUCUCCUUGCAGCGCACACAGGCUGGAUGGUUGCUGCUUGGGGCACUCAUGACAUUGGGUCCUUCCUUGGUGCGUUAUCACCUUCCAAAGAUGUUAUUACUCUGGAGAAAUGUGUUCCCUCGCUCACAGAAGGAGCUGGAAGCAGAAAAGGCAAGGGGAGACUCCUUUACCUGGCAGGUGACCCUGGAAGGCCGAGCUGGAGCACUCUGUGCCAUGCGCAGUUUUGUGGCCCACUGUCCCGAGCUGCUGACAGAAGAUGUUAUUCGAAGGCUGAUGACACCUGUUGAAUGUGCUAUGACUAUGAUAUCUCAUGUCCCUGCCAUUAUUAAAGUCCACGGUGCACAUCUGAAAGCAAGUGCAGCAAUGGUGAGACUAAGGCUCUACGACAUUUUGGCUCUAUUACCCCCUAAAACAUACGAAGGCAUCUUUAAUGCCCUCCUCAGGGAGCUGGUGGCAGAAUUCACUUUGACCGACAAUUCGUCCAACACCACCACCUCUUUGUUGCGCUCUCUCUGUCACUAUGAUGACAGUGUGCUCAUGGGCUCCUGGUUGCAAGAAACUGACCACAAGUCCAUUGAAGAUCAGCUGCAGCCUAAUAGUGCGUCUGGCAGUGGGGCUCUGGAGCAUGAUCCUUCCUCCAUUUACUUGCGAGUGCCUGUUGGUGAAGCCAUUCCAGGGCCGCUCCCUUUGGGAGUGUCGGUCAUAGAUGCCUCUGUGGCUUUGUUUGGAGUAGUUUUCCCCCAUGUGUCUUUCAAACACAGGUUACAAAUGUUAGACCACUUUGCAGAAUGUAUCAAGCAGGCUAAAGGUGUUCGUCAGCAGUCCGUUCAAUUGAACAUCUUCACUGCUGUGCUGAGUGCUCUCAAGGGUUUGGCUGAGAACAAGAGUACUUUGGGCCCUGAGGAGGUUCGCAAGUCUGCCCUGGCCCUGGUGAUGGGGGCCUUGGACAAUUCUAAUCCUAUUCUGCGCUGCGCUGCUGGUGAGGCCCUCGGCAGAAUGGCUCAGGUGGUGGGAGAGGCUACUUUCAUCGCUAGAAUGGCACAGACCAGUUUUGACAAGCUCAAGUCGGCCCGUGAUGUGGUGUCAAGGACGGGUCAUUCACUGGCUCUCGGCUGUCUGCAUCGAUAUGUUGGAGGGAUUGGCUCUGGCCAACACUUAAAGACCAGUGUUAGCAUUCUGCUGGCCUUAGCCCAGGAUGGAUCCUCUCAUGAGGUUCAGACAUGGGCUUUGCACUCUUUGGCUCUAAUUGUGGACUCAAGUGGUCCCAUGUACAGAGGCUAUGUGGAGCCUACCUUGUCCCUAGUUCUUACCCUGCUCCUCACAGUUCCCCCGUCUCACACAGAGGUGCAUCAGUGUUUGGGCCGUUGCUUGGGAGCCCUUAUCACUACUGUUGGUCCAGAAUUACAAGGAAAUGGUGCCACCAUCUCCACCAUCCGCUCAUCCUGCCUGGUUGGCUGCGCAAUAAUGCAGGAUCACUCAGACUCUCUGGUGCAAGCAGCCGCCAUCUCAUGUCUGCAGCAGUUACACAUGUUUGCUCCUCGCCAUGUCAAUCUCUCAAGCUUGGUGCCCUGUCUUUGUGUGCACCUUUGCAGUUCUCACCUAUUGCUGAGGCGCGCUGCUGUAGCCUGCUUAAGACAACUUGCUCAGAGAGAGGCUUCUGAGGUAUGCGAGUAUGCCAUGAGCCUGGCAAAGAAGGCAGGGGAUGGUAAAAAGGUUGCAAAUCUGAACAUCACUGAGACAGGGCUUGAGGGGGCACUAUUUGGUAUGCUGGAUCAUGAAACCGACAGGAAGCUGUGCUCUGAUAUUCAUGACACACUGGGCCACAUGCUGUCAUCGCUUGCUGUAGAAAAGCUUUCUCACUGGCUUAAACUCUGCAAGGAUGUCCUUGCUGCAACAACAGAUGUAGGAGGAGCUGUUGCAUUUGAGGUGGAAAAAGAUGAAGACUCUGAGAAAAAAGACGAAAUGGACGAUGACAUCAUGUUCACGGGUCUAGGCGAAGAUGACAAGCCUAAGCCUUCAGUGGCUCCUCGUUGGGUGACACGGGUGUUUGCUGCAGAUUGUUUGUGCCGCAUCAUCCUGCUUUGUGAGAAUGCAGACAAAGCGCACUUUGACCUGGCAGCUGCACGUUCUGCAAAAUCCAAGAACCCCAAAGGAGAUCUGUUGGUGCUCCAUUUGUCUGAUCUCAUUCGGAUGGCCUUCAUGGCAGCCACAGACCACAGUAACCAACUGAGGAUGGCUGGUCUGCAGGCUCUGGAAGACAUCAUUAAAAAGUUUGCCUCUGUUCCCGAGCCCGAGUUUCCAGGGCAUGUUAUCUUGGAACAAUACCAGGCCAAUGUUGGAGCGGCUCUUAGACCUGCUUUUUCUCCUGAUACACCUUCUGAUAUAACCGCUAAAGCAUCCCAGGUGUGUAGCACAUGGAUUGGCAGUGGUGUUGUAAGUGACCUUAAUGACCUACGGCGAGUCCACAACCUUCUUGUGUCAUCACUGGACAAAGCGCAAGCUGGAAAGGGUUCAUCCAGUCAGCUAUACAGUGAGAGUGCCACCACGAUGGAGAAACUGGCUGUGUUGAAAGCAUGGGCAGAGGUUUAUGUGGUGGCAAUGAAGAUAAAGAAAGAGGCAGAGGCAAAGCCUGAUAAAACAAUACGAAGUGGAGAUGAGGAUGAAGAUGAUCUGGGUGCAGAUGUGCUUCCACCUGACAGUCUCAUCACUUUAGUGCAGCCUGAGCUGCCCUCGCUGAGUCGACUGUGGUUGGCCAUGCUCCGUGACUAUGCUCUGCUCACUCUGCCUGCUGAGUUUUCCAGUCAGCUGCCUCCUGAUGGUGGUGCGUUUUAUACUCCAGAGACGAUAGAUACAGCAAGGCUUCAUUACCGGGGCUCUUGGGCUCCUGUACUGCAUGCUGUGGCAUUAUGGCUUAACAGCACUGGCUUUGGAGCUUGUGAGGAAAAAGAAGAGGUUUCCUCCAAGGUUCCUGCUCUCCACUCAGGAGCCUUGUCAACUGCAAAGACCUUUGAGGAGUCUGUCAAAGACAGGAUGCAUCUAAUGUUAGGUGUCAGUAUAGAGUUCCUUUGCUUUCCCAGGCCCGAGGAACCCAUUGAACAUGUCAUGUCCUGCCUCCAGGCCUUGUCCACUCUGCUUGAGUCUCCUUGUGCAAAGACCCAUAUUGCAGAGGACCAGCUGUUGGCAGUGGAGCUCCUGAAUGUACUUCACAGACUGCUGCUGACCCGGGACCCUCCUGUCAUCCAGCUCCAGGUUACUGCUGUGGUACAGGAGAUCAUAAGAGCCGCACUAAACCAUUUGCAGCAACAAAAGAGUAACAAGGGCAAAGUGAAGGAAGGCCAGAUUGAUUCUCAACUCAUCCUAGGGGAAGGGGGAGAGACAGGCGAGCUCGUCCCAGGCAGCUCUUUGGUGUUUGCUUCAAUGGAGCUGCUGGUUUUCAUCCUGGUUCGUCACUUACCUCAGCUCAAUACACGUGUGAAGGAGUCACCGAGUCAUGUACCGAUGAGGCCUCAGCGACUACCAGAGGAGAGCGCACGCCUUGUGGCAAACACGGUUGCUAUUCUGGCUGAACUGCCCUUGCUCUGCUCUCCUGCUGGCAGCAUGACCAUCCUACCUACUGUGCUCUUUUUAAUUACGGGGGUGCUGAGAGAAACUGCAGUCAAGACUGCUGACAACUCAGUAUCUACGUCCGUGUCUGCUGCGCUGCAGGGAAUCAAGACCAUUAUCAUCUCCCCAGUGGCCCGUGUGGAUAACCUGCAGACACAGUGGAGUGCCCUUGUGAGAAGCAGUCUGGCCUCUGUACUUGAGGACUCGCAGCCAGAUGAGUCCAGGCCUGAUUUGGAUGAGAUCAGCAUGUUGACAGCGAUUACACUAUUCCUGCUCUCUGCUAGUAAUGAACUUGUAGGAGUGACUGUCCUACAGAAGGGCUGCAUGGAGCGCUUCCGUAAUGCCCUCAACUCUAGUGAUCCAUGGGUUCAGGCACGGUGUUACCAGCUGCUGCUGUCAGUGUUUCAGCAUUCCACCCGCCCCCUUUCUACCCCGUACAUUCAUGCUCUGGCUCCCCUCUUGGUGGAGAAACUGAAGGCAGUUGAACGCAGUCGGCCAAAGACUGCCGCCGAGCUGCAGGCUGUGCAGGAGGGCAUCAAGGUCCUGGAAAAUCUGGUCGGAAUGGGUGAGGAGCAGAAUCGAUUGAGUUAAUGGAGACGAAGAGAUGGAGAAGCUGUGAAAGGAAUCAAAAGAAAAAAGGAGUCGUCGUCAGCGGCUUAUAUACAGCUCAAUUUUUCUUUUAUCUGACCACAGAACUUUCCUCCAAAAGGUUUUAUCUUUGUCCAUGUGAUCUCAGAUGAAACAAAAAUUAAGCUGUUUGGUCACAAUACCCAGCAAUUACCAUGAAUUGAUUUAUGUGGACCUCGACUUAAACAAGUUGAAAAACGUAUUAAAAUGUUACCAUUUAGUGGUCAAUUGUAUGGAAUAUGUACUGUACUGUGCAAUCUACUAAUAAAAGUUUCAAUCAAUCAAUCAAUCAAUAUGUUUGGAGGAGAAAAGGUCAGGCCUUUAAUCCCAGGAACACCACACCUACCGUCAAGCAUGAUGGCAGUAGUAUUAUGCUCUGGGCCUUUUUUGCUGCCAAUGGGACUGGUGCUUUACAGAGAGUAAACGGGACAGUGAAAAAUGAGGAUUACCUCCAAAUUCUUCAGGACAACCUAAAAUCAUCAGCCCAGAGGUUGGGUCUUGGGCGCAAUUGGUUGUUCCAACAGGACAAUGACCCCAAACACACGUCAAAAGUGGUAAAGGGAUGGCUAAAUCAGGCUAGAAUUAAGGUUUUAGAAUGGCCUUCCCAAAGUUCUAACUUAAACAUGUGGGCAAUACUGAAGAAACAAGUCCAUGUCAGAAAACCAACAAAUUUAGCUGAACUGCACCAAUUUUGUCAGGAGGAGUGGUCAAAAAUUAAACCAGAAGCUUGUGGAUGGCUACCAAAAGCACCUUAUUGCAGUGAAACUUGCCAAGGGACAUGUAACCAAAUAUUAACAUUGCUGUAUGUAUACUUUUCACCCAGCAGAUUUGGUCACAUUUUCAGUAGACCCAUAAUCAAUUAAUAAAAGAACCAAACUUCAUGAAUGUUUUUUUUUACCAACAAUUAUGUGCUUCAACCACUCUAUUACAAAAAAAUAAAGAGUUGUAGAAGUUAUUGGAAACUCAAGACAGCCAUGACAUUAUGUUCCUUACAAGUGUAUGUAAACUUUUGACCACGGCUGUAGCUUUGAUGUAUUAAACUACAUUUGCCGUGUAGCUUGAUGCAAUUUUCCGGGGAUUGCUUCCCCUGUAGCUUAGCUACAUCAAUGGAGAAUAACACAUAUAUUGCAUUGUAAUGUAUUAUUUUACAGAUACCGGUAUAUGAAUACAUAUUACCAAGUUGUCAAUAGCGAUGUAAUUCAGAGGGAACACCAGAAAAUGUCUUAUCCCCGCUGAAAAAAUUGCAGUAAUGCACAAUUGACAUGGUCCACAGCAGUGGUUCUUAAAUGGGGGUACUCGAAGGUGUGCCAAGGGGUACGUGAGAUUUUAAAAAAAAAAUAUUCUAAAAAUAGCAACAAUUCAAAAAUCCUUUAUAAAUAUAUUUAUUGAAUAAUACUUCAACAAAAUAUGAAUGUAAGUUCAUAAACUGUGAAAAGAAAUGCAACAAGGGCUUCACGGUGGCAGAGGGGUUAGUGCGUCUGCCUCACAAUACGAAGUUCCUGCAGUCCUGGGUUCAAAUCCAGGCUCGGGAUCUUUCUGUGUGGAGUUUGCAUGUUCUCCCCGUGAAUGCGUGGGUUCCCUCCGGGUACUCCGGCUUCCUCCCACUUCCAAAGACAUGCACCUGGGGAUAGGUUGAUUGGCAACACUAAAUUGGCCCUAGUGUGUGAAUGUGAGUGUGAAUGUUGUCUGUCUAUCUGUGUUGGCCCUGCGAUGAGGUGGCGACUUGUCCAGGGUGUACCCCGCCUUCCGCCCGAUUGUAGCUGAGAUAGGCGCCAGCGCCCCCCGCGACCCCGAAAGGGAAUAAGCGGUAGAAAAUGGAUGGAUGGAAAUGCAACAAUGCAAUAUUCAGUUUUGACAGCUGGAUUUUUUCUGUGGACAUGUUCCAUAAAUAUUGAUGAUAGAUUUUUUUUUUUGUGAAGAAAUGUUUACAAUUAAGUUCAUGAAUCCAGAUGGAUCUUUAUUACAAUCCCCAAAGAGGGCACUUUAAAUUGAUGAUUACUUCUAUGUGUGGAAAUCUUUAUUUAUAAUUGAAUUACUUGUUUAUUUUUCAACAAGUUUUUAGUUAUUUUUAUAUCUUUUUUUUUCCAAAAAGUUCAAGAAAGACCACUACAAAUGUUAUACAAUUUAAUAAAACAGAAACUAAUGACAUAGUGCUGUAUUUUACUUCUUUAUCUCUUUUUUUCAACCAAAAAGGCUUUGCUCUGAUUAGGGGGUACUUGAAUUAAAAAAAAAAAUUCACAGGGGGUACAUCACUGAAAAAAGGUUGAGAACAUCUGGUCCACAGGAAGUUGUAUUAUUCAGAUGCUCUGCAGGCAGGAAGGCCAAAAGUAAGCAUGCACAUUUGUCUGUAAAUUUGAUAUUCAUUAUAUGACUGGUGGUAAAAUCAAAGCACAGUCCUGUGACCUCAAUUACUUUCUGGAUGUUUAUUUUAAAAGUAAAAUAUCGUUACAUAAUGUGCUUAUAGUGUCAACAGGCUGUUAGCACAAACGCCAUGUAUGGCUGUAGUUCAUGUCUUUGCCAUGAAUUGAUUAACGUGGACCCCGACUUAAACAAGUUGAAAACUUAUUCGGGUGUCAAUUGUACGGAAUAUGUUUCAAUUAAUCAAUCAAUGCUGAUCCGUGCCAAAUACUCACUCCUGUUACUCAAGUGAGUCAUCUUUGGCUUAAAGGCCUACUGAAACUCACUACUACUGACCACGCAGUCUGAUAGUUUAUAUAUCAAUGAUGAAAUAUUAACAUUGCAACACAUGCCAAUACGGCCUUUUUAGUUUACUAAAUUGCAAUUUUAAAUUUCCCGUGGAGUUUCUUGUUGAAAACUUUGCGGAAUGAUGACGCGUGCGCGUGACGUCCCGGGUUGCAGGGGACAUAUUAGCACAGCACCAUUUGCGGCUAAAAGUCGUCUCUUUUCAUGGCGCAAUUACACAGUAUUCUGGACAUCUGUGUUGCUGAAUCUUUUGCAAUUUGUUCAAUUAAUAAUGGAGAAGUCAAAGUAGAAAGAUGGAAGUGGGAAGCUUUACCCUUUAGCCACACAAACACACGGUGUUUCCUUGUUUAAAAUUCCCGGAGGUGAAGCUUUACUAUGGAUCAGAGCGGUCAAGCGAACAUGGUUCCCGACCACUUGUCAACCGGCAGGUUUUGGUGAGAAAA